CCGUUGAGUCGGUUGAAACGCCCGCUUCAGGCCGAUGAGAUGGCGGCAUUGGCGGUUAAAGCCAGCUCCGCCUUGAUGAAUAGCUCCUCCGCCGGCGAUAAAUUCAGCUGUUGCCGGAAGAGUUUUGGAAACUUGGUUUUUUCAGGCGAGAUUGGUGUCAAGCCGUCGCGCCGGGUGGCUGACGACGGUGGCCGGCGUGGGAGGAGACGAAACUUGUCGCCUAGGUUGAGUGCAAUAGAGGAAUAGGUAGGGGCAAUAUGGGAAGAUGAAAAUGGGUUAUAUUUUUGUAAAUAAUUAAAAUCAGGUUCGGGUUUACUCUUUUAGGAGAGUCAUUUAAUUAAUUUGGGGCUGUCAUUUCAUUCGGCGUUUACGUUUUCUGUUGUCAACCAACUUUAAGGGGUUGUCUUCCAAUUUUACCCCUGACUUUCUGUUUUUGAUUAGCUCAGCUGCGAAUGGUUUUGAUAAGCAACAAUCGAUGUGAUAUAUAUUUAUUUAUUUUUAAUUGGAUGAAAUUUUAUCUUCGCGUUAAUUUCACA
Molecule: messenger RNA, 536 nt
Organism: Camellia sinensis
Lineage: Eukaryota; Viridiplantae; Streptophyta; Magnoliopsida; Ericales; Theaceae
Product: HTH-type transcriptional regulator
Source: RefSeq, a predicted model, not a curated record